AUGGUUGAGAAGGGAUGUUUGGCGUACUUGGCAUUCGUGAGGGAUGUUAGUGUUGAUACUCCUACAGUUGAGCCAGUUCUUGUGUCUUCUUUGUUCGAGCACAUCAAGGCAUGUCAGUAUGAUGAUCUCCACUUGAUUAUCCUGGAGGACACGGUGCAGCACGGUGAUGCUAAGGAGGUUACUAUGGGAGAUGAUAGGAUAAACAUAGCAGAGUAUGACGAAGAAGGGAAUCCUUUUGCGGAUAUAGAUAAGUGCAUCGAGGACACAAAUGCCAUUGUCCCUCCGCGAGUUGAGGCUGCUACCUUCAAAGUGGAACAUGGUUUGAUCCUAAUGCUUAAAGAAGAGGGGUGUUUUAGGAAUUCUACCGAUGAUGAUCCAACACAACAUCUUAGAAACUUCUUGGGUGUGUGUGCGAUGCACAAACAGAACAACGUGUCAGAUGAUGCCCUAAUACUGAGGGUAUUCAAGUACUCACUAGUUGGAGAGGCAAGGAAAUGGAUCCAAAAUCUACCACCUCACUCCAUUCACUCUUGGCCUGAACUAGUUCGUGCUUUCCUAGCCAAAUGGUUCCCACAAAGCAAGAAAUCCGAGCUCAAGGAUAAAAUUUUCUUCUUCAAGCAACUACCGGGAGAACACCUACAUGAGGUGUGGGAUCGGUUCAAGCUAUACCUAGUGAGGUCGCCUAAUCAUGGUUUUUCGGACAAAAUCUUGUUAGAAAAGUUUUACAUGGGUUUGGAUCAGUUGAACCAAUCCAUAGCAAAGAAUGUGGCGGAUGGAUUGUUUAUGGACAAAACAUUCACAAGGAUCACACAAAUUCUCGACAAGAUGGCAGAACACAAUCAAGCUUGGCACUCGGAAGAUACCACGGGUGGAAUUGCAUACGGUACUCCCUCUUUGACCAACAUGAUUAAGGAGAACCAAGAGAGAGAUCAAGUAAUUACCGAUCUUGCCACAAACAUUCAUGUGUUAACCAAGAUAUUCCCUGAAAACCAAACUAAAAAUGUAAAUGUUGUAGAAGAUGUGCAACCCUUGUCAAACGAAGAUUGCGAGGAGGCAAACUAUGUCCAUAAUUCUCAAGGUGGUUAUCGCCAACAAAAUCAAUGGAGGCCUGACCCGCAAGGGCAAGGCCAUCAACAGUGGCGCAAUGAUCAAGGUGGAUCAAGUCAAGGUAAUUGGAGCAACAACAACAACAACUAUGCAAACCGGAGUUCAAACCCUUAUGUUCCACAAAAGGGGCAAUACUCUAACUCAUCGUAUUAUAAGGAAGGUUCUUCAAGUGAGUCCAAGUUGGAGAGCAUACUUGAAAGAAUAUUGCAAAAUCAAGAAAGAGGCGACACUAUAAUGAAAAACAUGGCCGAACUUGUGGGGUCACACACCGUAUCCAUACAAAAGCUAGAAAUACAAAUGAGAGAUUUGUCAAGAGAGCAUAAUACAAAGCCGAAGGGCAGACUCCCAAGUGACACAAUUGCAAACCCUAAAGGAAAUGGGAGUGGUCCAACUUCUCAUUGCAUGGCAAUCACCACGCGAAGCAGAAAGGUACUUCAAGGAGAAAAUGAACAAAUUGUUGGAGUAGAUGAUCUUGAGCAAGAGGUUGAAGCACAAGUUGAAGUGCGUAUUGUUAUUGAAGUUGAAAAGAUCCCAAAAGAAGUAAAAGUCCAAGAAGAAAAUCAUAAAAGGGUAAAGGAAAAGGCGAAAGAGACACCAAAAGCUCUAGUAGAAAUUCCUAGACCUUCCCCUCCGUUCCCUCAAAGACUUGCUAGGAGGGUUGAUGAUAGCAAAUUCGAGAAAUUUUAUGACAUUCUCAAGCAAUUAUCGGUGAACAUACCAUUUGUGGAAGCCUUUCAAGAGAUGAGGGGUUUUGCUAAAUACUUAAAGGACUUGAUAACCAAGAAAAGAACCACCAAGAAUGAAGUGGUGAAUGUGACUCACCAGUUUAGCUCCAUUAUUGCAACAACCACCGUUGAAAAGAAAGAAGACCCGGGAGCAUUCUCCAUUCCAUGCACUAUUGGCUUGCGAGAUUUUGCAAGGGCUCUUUGUGACAAUGGGGCUAGCAUUAACUUGAUGCCAUUUACCAUUUACAAGCAAGCGGGGUUAAGCAUGCAGAGACCUACAAGCAUGAGGUUGCAAAUGGCCGAUCGUUCAAUCAAAAGACCAGUGGGAAUUAUUGAUGAUGUCCUAGUGAAAGUGGGAAAGUUCCUCCUUCCGACCGAUUUUGUGAUCCUUGACUGUGCCGUUGACAAAGAAAUCCCUAUCAUCUUGGGGCGGUCAUUCCUUACUACCGGAAGAGCACUUAUGGAUUUGGAACGAAAUGAAAUCAAGUUUCGAGUUAAUGAUGAAGAGGUCACUUUCCAAGCAAAUAAGGGUAUGAAGUUGCCACAUGCAUAUGAAGGCAUCUCAGUCAUUGAUUUUGUUGAUGAGGUAGAGGACGCAAGUGAAAUAAAGAUGGAAGAAGAAUGCCUAGGUGAGUCUUUGGCGACGAUAUUGGUAAAUUUCGAUGGUGAAAACAUGGAGGGGUACAUGGAAUCGAUGAGUGCAUUAUAA
Molecule: messenger RNA, 2541 nt
Organism: Nicotiana tabacum (common tobacco)
Lineage: Eukaryota; Viridiplantae; Streptophyta; Magnoliopsida; Solanales; Solanaceae
Source: RefSeq, a predicted model, not a curated record